This is a messenger RNA of Dalotia coriaria, 2078 nucleotides long. Its product is annotated as factor associated with metabolism and energy. The coding region runs from base 380 to 901 and encodes 173 amino acids. The record is from RefSeq and is a predicted model, not a curated record. The transcript has 4 exons. Lineage: Eukaryota; Metazoa; Arthropoda; Insecta; Coleoptera; Staphylinidae.
CGUCGGCGCUUGCGUCCGUUUAAACAAAAACUGGCGGUCAUAUUACCCUCGCCGCAACUAACGUGUAGACGAUAAGUGACUUUUAUGCGCUUUGGCGGCAUCGGUGCGCCGUUAAAAUUGAAGAAACAUGCGUUGGACGCGAUGUGACAUCCAUCAUCGGCGAUGAGCAGCGAUUCGUGAUAAAAAAUUUCAUUUAAUAAGUAUUUCUAACAGAACUACAGUGUUAAUUUAAAAAAAAGUUUUAUGUCGUUUUGUGAUUAAAAGUUUGAAUAGGAAGACACCUUUUAAACUGUAAAAGUGCUGUGUAUUUUUAUGGAAAGUUGUGUUGCAACGUGUUUUGACAAAGAUAAACUAAUUCACUAGUGGAUUAUAAAUUAAAAUGGGCUGUAGCGCAGCGAAGAAUCUAACCGUAGAGCAAUUAAACGGCGACACAGGAAACGAGAAUGGCACCGAGACGCGCAAAGUAUCCAUCACAAGACGCGCCUCGGAAGUACCACCCCUUCAAAGUGACGAACCUCCGGAGGAAGUUCUCGACAGUGGGACGUUAAAUAAUUUACAAGAACAUUCAAAUGGUUUAUCAUUUGAUAUAGCGUUCGAAGAAGAUGCGGAAAGCAUCAUACAGAAACAUCCGCCCAAGCGCUUCCAGAAAUUGGAAGAGCAGGAGCAGACCAGCCCAAAUUUAUCACUCCAGCGCUUGCAGGAGAAAUUGGAUGAAGCUGAAAAACGAAGGCAACAGAUACUGCAACAACGUGUGACAUCAGCGAAAGUACGCAAAGGUAUUAAAAAGCAAAAUAAUAUCGAUGGCGAAGGCGAUGAAGAUGGGGACGACGAGGAAGAGGAUGAAGGUGAGGAAAAUCCCACAGAAUCUCCACCGGAUAUCCCGCCCGAGGAACAUGCAUAAAAUAAAUUAAAAACAACGGCGGAAAGUACCAAAACUUAUUAUUUGUUAUUGUUGAGUUUUUUAAUACAAUAUGAUGUGAAAAAAAUCGAUAAAUUACCAUAAUUUAAUUGUUUGGGCGUAAAAACAAGCAACUGUAAAUAAUUAAAUCGAUAAAUGCCGCUUGUUUACUAGUCUAGUUUUUGGUCUAGCCUUUAAUCUGGUUUUUCAUACCAUAUAUUUUUUGUGGCUUUGUGUAUGUGUGGUAAUUGAUGGCUGAAUCGAUGAGUAAAAGCAAACACGCAUUGUCACAUAAAAAGAUUUUGAAAAGUACCUAGUACAUUUCAAGAAAGUGGUUGAAGAAAACCACGAGUUAGCAAAAAAUCUAUAAAUCUAUAACACAGGUCAAGCGGUGAGUAGGAAUCAAACUUACUUAUUUAAAAGUUCAACCUAUAUAAAAAUAAACAAGGAAUUGAAACACGCACUGAUAUUUUAUAAAAAAAAAAAUAAUUAUAAUCAUUUGUAACGGACAGAAAGUUUGGUGUGAUGUAAAAUAAUAAAAUUGUUUGUUUGACUAGAAAUAGACGUAGUGAAGGUAUAAAUAAACGAUUAGCUUAAAUAAUAAUACAGAUCAAUUAUAAUCAUGAUAAUAAUAUAUUGUGUUUUAUUUAUAAUUUGGUAAUUACACAUAUUGAUGUCAAUGAACAUAAAUGUAAUUAUAAAAAGAAUACCCGUAUGCGUUUUGAAUUGCUUAUAGUUGGUUAUGAUGUAUUUUUGGCAAAAUAAUUUAUUUAGCAAUAAUGGGUAGUUGAAUAUUUGCAUCGUUUUGUCAUCAGUCCAUCAAAAACAUGAUCAACAAAAGCAUUUGAUUCGGUUUCAUAAAAAUUCUAUGGCAUCUGGAAAACUUAUCAGUUAUAAUUUUCACCGCUGGUUAAUUUUUAAAUUAUGUAUAUUAUUAGUAAAUAUUAAAUAUAUAAAACAACAUUUUAUUUAUUAACAUCAUUUACAAACCACUAUCAUUUAUUUAAAUAUAUUGUUGUCUUUAUUAGCUUGUAUUAUUAUAGUAUUUAUAAUAACUUUGUUAAUUAGUGUUUUUGUUUUCAUUAGGUGUUAAUUAUAAAUUCAUGUUACGGUUAAUUUAAUAUUACAAACGAUAACUUUUAAAUUGUCGACGAAAUUAAAUAAAACUAAGUUAUUAAAA